Messenger RNA from Macaca mulatta (Rhesus monkey), 5149 nucleotides. It is a transcript of the gene MAN2A2, whose product is annotated as mannosidase alpha class 2A member 2. Lineage: Eukaryota; Metazoa; Chordata; Mammalia; Primates; Cercopithecidae. Gene Ontology annotation, molecular function: alpha-mannosidase activity; carbohydrate binding. Gene Ontology annotation, cellular component: Golgi membrane. Gene Ontology annotation, biological process: protein deglycosylation; N-glycan processing; mannose metabolic process. The record is from RefSeq and is a predicted model, not a curated record.
AUGGAUUACACUGAAAAACUGUCAACAACCUAGAUGCUCAGUAAAAGGGAAACAACUAAGAAAAGUCUGUGUCGUUUUCAUGCGCUGGCAGGAAACAUAGAGCAGGCAGGGAAAGGAAAGGGACUCGAUGAACGCGCUGUACCAACAGGAGGCAGCACCCCUUUGCCCGAGAGGCGCAACGACAGAAACCUAAGGCUACCUGGGCCGGAGCGGGGUGAGGCCGCGGAGAACGCACCCCGCUAGGCGGCUGCCGAGACGGAGGCUGGCGUUUCGACCACUGCCCGACAAUGUGCUUACUCAGCUCCACCCACACUGGCCUGGACCCAGUCUCUAACGGCUAAAAAUAUUGCCCGAAGGCUCCCGAGCAGAAUCAGAUCGCGCUAAGUAGGGCACAACGCAGAGGCGACAGAGCUCCUCGGCCCCAGGGCCCGCGGAGCGGACACCGGAGCGCCGUCCCGCCCACGCUCGGCUCGGCAGUUAGCGUCUCCUCCCUCCUCCUCAGCAGGUGUAUGUGGAGGCCAGUAUGAAGCUGAAAAAGCAGGUGACAGUGUGUGGGGCUGCUAUCUUCUGUGUGGCAGUCUUCUCGCUCUACCUCAUGCUGGACCGAGUGCAGCAUGAUCCCACUCGACACCAGAAUGGUGGGAACUUCCCCCGGAGCCAAAUUUCUGUGCUGCAGAACCGCAUUGAGCAGCUGGAGCAGCUUUUGGAGGAGAACCAUGAGAUUAUCAGCCAUAUCAAGGACUCUGUGCUGGAGCUGACAGCCAAUGCAGAGGGCCCGCCCGCCAUGCUGCCCUACUACACGGUCAAUGGCUCCUGGGUGGUGCCCCCGGAGCCCCGGCCCAGCUUCUUCUCCAUCUCCCCCCAGGACUGCCAGUUUGCUUUGGGGGGCCGGGGCCAGAAGCCAGAGCUGCAGAUGCUCACUGUGUCGGAGGAGUUGCCGUUUGACAAUGUGGAUGGUGGCGUGUGGAGGCAAGGUUUCGACAUCUCCUAUGACCCGCACGACUGGGAUGCUGAAGACCUGCAGGUGUUUGUGGUGCCCCACUCUCACAAUGACCCAGGCUGGAUCAAGACCUUUGACAAGUACUACACAGAGCAGACCCAACACAUCCUCAAUAGCAUGGUGUCUAAGCUGCAGGAGGACCCCCGGCGGCGCUUCCUCUGGGCAGAGGUCUCCUUCUUCGCCAAGUGGUGGGACAACAUCAAUGCCCAAAAGAGAGCGGCAGUCCGAAGGCUGGUGGGAAACGGGCAGCUGGAGAUUGCGACAGGAGGCUGGGUGAUGCCAGAUGAGGCCAACUCCCACUACUUUGCAUUGAUUGACCAGCUCAUUGAAGGACACCAGUGGCUGGAGAGAAAUCUUGGUGCAACCCCCCGCUCUGGCUGGGCAGUGGACCCCUUUGGACACAGCUCCACCAUGCCUUACCUGCUGCGCCGUGCCAACCUCACCAGCAUGCUGAUUCAGAGAGUGCACUAUGCCAUCAAGAAGCACUUUGCUGCCACCCACAGCCUAGAGUUCAUGUGGAGGCAGACAUGGGACUCGGACUCCAGCACAGACAUCUUCUGUCACAUGAUGCCCUUCUACAGCUAUGACAUCCCCCAUACCUGUGGCCCGGAUCCCAAGAUCUGCUGCCAGUUUGAUUUCAAACGCCUGCCUGGAGGGCGCAUCAACUGCCCUUGGAAGGUGCCACCCCGGGCCAUUACAGAGGCCAAUGUGGCAGAGAGGGCAGCCCUGCUCCUGGACCAAUACCGGAAGAAGUCCCGCCUGUUCCGAAGCAACGUCCUCCUCGUGCCUCUUGGAGAUGACUUCCGAUACGACAAGCCCCAGGAGUGGGAUGCCCAGUUCUUCAACUACCAGCGGCUCUUUGACUUCUUCAACAGCAGGCCUAACCUCCAUGUACAGGCCCAGUUUGGCACUCUUUCUGACUAUUUUGAUGCCCUGUACAAGAGGACAGGGGUGGAGCCAGGGGCCCGGCCUCCAGGGUUUCCUGUGCUGAGCGGGGAUUUCUUCUCCUAUGCGGACCGGGAGGAUCAUUACUGGACAGGCUAUUACACUUCCCGGCCCUUCUACAAGAGCUUAGACCGAGUCCUGGAAGCCCACCUACGGGGGGCAGAGGUUCUGUACAGCCUGGCUGCAGCUCACUCCCGCCACUCUGGCCUGGCUGGCCGGUACCCGCUGUCUGACUUCACCCUCCUGACGGAAGCUCGGCGCACAUUGGGGCUCUUCCAGCAUCACGACGCCAUCACUGGCACUGCCAAGGAGGCCGUGGUGGUGGACUAUGGGGUCAGGCUUCUGCGCUCCCUUGUCAACCUGAAGCAGGUCAUCAUUCAUGCAGCUCACUAUCUGGUGCUGGGGGACAAGGAGACCUACCACUUUGACCCUGAGGCACCCUUCCUCCAAGUGGAUGACACUCGCUUAAGUCACGACGCCCUGCCAGAGCGCACGGUGAUCCAGCUGGAUUCCUCGCCCAGGUUUGUGGUGCUAUUCAACCCGCUGGAACAGGAGCGGUUCAGCAUGGUGUCCCUGCUGGUCAACUCGCCCCGUGUGCGUGUCCUUUCGGAGGAGGGUCAGCCCCUGGCCGUGCAGAUCAGCGCACACUGGAGCUCUGCCACCGAGGUGGUCCCUGAUGUCUACCAGGUGUCUGUGCCUGUCCGCCUGCCAGCCCUGGGCCUGGGCAUGCUGCAGCUACAGCUGGGCCUGGAUGGGCACCGCACGCUGCCCUCCUCUGUGCGUGUCUACCUGCACGGCCGGCAGCUGUCUGUCAGCAGGCACGAAGCGUUCCCUCUCCGCGUCAUUGACUCUGGCAGCAGUGACUUCGCCCUCAGCAACCGCUACAUGCAGGUCUGGUUCUCAGGCCUUACUGGGCUCCUCAAGAGCAUCCGAAGGGUGGAUGAGGAGCAGGAGCAGCAGGUGGACAUGGAAUUCCUAGUCUAUGGCACCCGUACGUCCAAAGACAAGAGUGGAGCCUACCUCUUCCUGCCCGAUGGCGAGGCCAAGCCCUAUGUCCCCAAGGAGCCCCCUGUGCUGCAUGUCACUGAAGGCCCUUUCUUCUCAGAGGUGGUUGCAUACUACGAGCAUGUUCACCAGGUGGUCCGGCUUUACAAUCUGCCAGGGGUGGAGGGGCUGUCUCUGGACAUAUCAUCCCUGGUGGACAUCCGGGACUACGUCAACAAGGAGCUGGCCCUGCGCAUCCAUACAGACAUCGACAGCCAGGGUAUCUUCUUCACAGACCUCAAUGGCUUUCAGGUGCAGCCCCGACGGUAUCUGAAGAAGCUCCCCCUCCAGGCCAACUUCUAUCCCAUGCCAGUCAUGGCCUAUAUCCAGGACGCACAUAAGCGCCUCACACUGCACACUGCCCAGGCCCUGGGUGUCUCUAGCCUCAAAGAUGGCCAGCUGGAGGUGAUCUUGGACCGGCGGCUAAUGCAGGAUGACAACAGGGGCCUAGGCCAAGGGCUCAAGGACAACAAGAGAACCUGCAACCGUUUCCGCCUCCUGCUAGAGCGGCGAACCGUGGGCAGCGAGCCUGACUUUUUCUCCAAACUGGCAGCCAUGUUUAGGGGCUUGAUCUUUCACAGCAGCAGGAGCGGUAACCGAGAGGUCCAAGAUAGCCACUCUACCAGCUACCCAUCCCUCCUCAGCCACCUGACCUCCAUGUACCUGAACACCCCGGCGCUCGCUCUGCCUGUAGCCAGGACGCAGCUCCCAGGCCCUGGUCUGCGCUCAUUUCAUCCGCUGGCUUCCUCACUGCCUUGUGACUUCCACCUGCUCAACCUACGUACGCUGCAGGCUGAGGAGGACACCCUGCCCUCAGUGGAGAUGGCACUCAUCUUACACCGCAAGGGUUUUGACUGCGGCCUGGAAGCCAAGAACUUGGGCUUCAAUUGCACCACAAGCCAAGGCAAGGUAGCCCUGGGGAGCCUUUUCCAUGGCCUGGACGUGGUAUUCCUUCAGCCAACCUCCUUGACAUUGCUGUACCCUCUGGCCUCCCCAUCCAACAGCACUGACGUCUAUUUGGAGCCCAUGGAGAUUGCUACCUUUCGCCUCCGCUUGGGUUAGGGCUUCUUGUGGCCUGAAGAGAAAAUUCAUUUACAGAGAUGGCCUCUUAACAUGAAGAUCGUUGGACAGGCCACAUGGGUAUCCCAUCCCAAUCUGCCUCCCAGAACUGUGACACACUGGGCUCUGCCCUCAUUUUCUGUUUAUUGCUGCUGCUGUGUUUUGGGGGCAACCCACAAACCCAGUGAUGGGUAAAUAGGGCAGAUGUCAGUGAGAUCAGGGAGAGAAGGCCCUUGGUCAGAGUGGGCAGUGCCAGGCUCUGCUUCGGGUUGUGAGUGGACACCCAACUGGGCACAGGCUCAGGCACCCAUCCUUUUUCCAAAAGGGGAUAUAGGAGAAGUGGAAGCAGACAGAAGACGUAAGGGAGGCUAAGUGGGUAACAGCCUGGCAUCAGGGUCACCGUGGGCAACAGCCAGCUCUAAGGGAAUCCUUUGGUUACGUAGAGACUCCAUGUCCUGGUGUGAUGAGCAGGAUCAGAGUGACUCUGGGUGGACAGGGAUGGGGACCCAGAGUUAGCAAUGGGGGUGGAGCAGUAGAAGGAAUCACUGUUUCUCCUAGGAGUCUGAUGGCCUCGCUGCUUUCUGUGAUGGCUUUGCUGUAAGUGCCGCCUGGCCUGCAUGCAUUGGCUAAGAGGCUGCAGAGUGGCAGGAAGGACUCGCUAGAGAUUGUCAUGGCCAGAGGUCAUAGGUCACUUCAGGUAGCAAGACCCCUGGCAAACUAGGCACUUGGCCUAUGUACUGAUUUGUGGGGUGGUGGCAGGGGCAUGGGGUCCUCCACCCUGCCUGAAUCCUCUUUGGCUUCUAUGCUCUGUACACUGCUGUCCCCAAGAGCUCGCUCUUAUUAUGGCAGGGGGUGGGGAUUGGUCCUGCUUUCUUUCUCUGGAAAGGAAAGCCUCCAAGACCCUAUGUGCUUGGGCAGCUUGAGAAGGCGUUCAGCAUCACGCCUAGCAGGCAGGCCUUAAAGCUUCACCUUUGGUCUAUCCUGCAGAGGUGUUCAGUUACUGGCACAGGGGACUAGGGGUAUGUAGAGUAUAUGAGGAGGCAGUAUGGCUGCGCAGGAGCCUUCAUUUCAGCUUCAAUUAAUAAAGAAAAUUUUAUGAUA